Molecule: messenger RNA, 939 nt
Organism: Penicillium maclennaniae
Lineage: Eukaryota; Fungi; Ascomycota; Eurotiomycetes; Eurotiales; Aspergillaceae
Exons: 1
Coding region: 1-939 (312 amino acids)
Source: RefSeq, a predicted model, not a curated record
AUGAAAGAUUUACUCAAGGUCGGUAUGAUUUCACUAAUAUCGUACAGCACUGUGCUCGGAAUCUUUAUCCUUGAUGCUGAGUUGGCGAAAAUUCAUCAUCAUGAACCAUGUCUAAGACCUGCCACGCAUCGUCUACCGGUCAUCUCGUCAGAUGAACUGUUUGCGGCAUGCAACGCCCAUGCAUGGAGAGAGCUGGCUCUGCAACAGACUCAGAGUUCUGCGAGCAGGUCGAUGAGAGACCGAAAUCUUGGAAGGACGAGUGACUUCCAACUCUAUGCCACUCUUGAUUCUAUCAGUGCCAUGGCAUGUGAGUGCCAGGAUCAUUUCUCAACGACACUUCAUGAGGCCCAGAAAUGCCAGGAUAUGCUCCUAUCCUGGUACAAGACGCAUCUAUCAUCCGCUGGCCCUAGUGAUAUUUGGGCAUAUCCAUUAAAGAUUCUCUGGCAUUCCACCUUCAUCCUCUUAUACUCGGAUCUCGACGCUCUUGAGCGAGCUUGCGGUAGAGACGGCCCCGAGGUAGCACAAGAAGCCGUUGGAUACGCUCGGAAAUGGGCAAAUUCACAGGACGCGACCAGGGCUCUUGUACAUGCUGCCUGCAUCAGAAAACAUUUCGAAUCAAUGUCCAUUGGGUCCGAGUGUCCACUACAGAUUCCCACUUGCCUUUAUCACUGUGGGAUCAUCUGGUUCUGCUUUGGGCACUUUGAGGAUAAUAGUCACGGAGGCUUGGUGGAGCACAACUUUCCAGAAUUGGACCUGGCAGGAGUGAAUGUUGGUGAAAUCAAUGCGGCAGAAUUAAGGAACUCUCAAAUCGAGCGGAAGGCUGCGAACCAGGUUUUCGGGAUCGUCGGAUUGCUGCAGAGCAUACGCCAUUGGAAGCUAGCAUUGAGCCUUGCUUCAACAUUACUUGCGCUGAUCGAGGGACAAGAGAAUGUUUUCUAA